UUUACUUCGAAUUUAAUGAAAGAAACAAAUUAGAUUCCUAAAAAGAAUGUUUUUGAAAAGCCGAAUUUCGUUAAGUAAAUUUCAAACGGCAAACAAAAGAACAUUUCGCUUAACUAAUUUGCUUAGAAUGGCCCAGGAAAAUGUACGCAUUGAAACUGAUAGCAUGGGAGAAGUUAAAGUUCCAAACAAUAAAUACUAUGGAGCACAAACAAUGAGAUCGAAAACAAAUUUUCCAGUGGGGGGUCCAGAAGAACUUAUGCCGAAACCCAUAAUAGUGGCCAUGGGUAUUUUGAAGAAGGCAGCUGCUGUUGUGAAUCAGGAAUUUGGUUUAGAUGCCAAAGUUAGUGAGGCUAUUGCUCAGGCUUGUGAUGAGAUCAUAGAGGGAUGUCUAAUCGAAGAACAUUUUCCUUUAGUUAUCUGGCAAACUGGUUCUGGUACACAAACCAAUAUGAACUGUAAUGAGGUAAUUAGUAAUCGUGCCAUUGAAAUUAUGGGCGGUAAAAUGGGCUCUAAAACGCCAGUUCAUCCCAAUGAUCAUGUCAAUAAAUCACAAAGUUCUAAUGAUACUUUUCCAGCUGCCAUACAUAUAUCAGUAGGCAUGGAGCUAAACAAUCAUCUAAUACCAGCUAUUACUGCAUUACAUGAAGGUUUAAAGGAAAAAGAGAAAGAGUUUGCUGAUAUUAUUAAAAUAGGUCGCACCCAUCUUAUGGAUGCUGUACCUCUAACAUUGGGUCAAGAAUUCAGUGGUUAUGCUCAACAAAUGCAAUAUGCUUUGGACCGCAUAAAUGCGGUGCUGCCACGUGUAUACGAAAUUGCUUUGGGUGGUACUGCUGUGGGUACUGGACUCAAUACACGUGUGGGUUUUGCCGAAAAAUGUGCCCAACAAAUUUCGCAAUACACUUGCUUGCCCUUUAAGAAGGCUCCCAAUUUCUUUGAGGCUUUAGCCAGUCGUGACUGUAUGGUGGAGGUUCAUGGUUGUUUAAAUACAAUUGCUGUCAGUUUGAUGAAAAUCGCUAACGAUAUACGUCUAUUGGGCUCGGGACCACGUUGCGGUUUGGGAGAGUUAUUGUUGCCCGAAAAUGAACCUGGCAGCUCAAUAAUGCCUGGUAAGGUGAAUCCCACUCAGUGUGAGUCACUGACCAUGAUAUGUGCUCAAGUAAUGGGAAAUCAUGUGGCUGUGACUGUUGGGGGUUCAAAUGGUCAUUUUGAGCUUAACGUAUUUAAGCCACUAGUAGCUUCGAAUGUUUUGCGUUCCAUAAAACUUUUGGCUGAUGGUGCCUCAAAUUUCAAUAAAAAUUGUUUAAAGGACCUUAAGGCCAAUAAGGAAAGAAUCAAUAAAAUUAUGAAUGAAUCCUUAAUGUUGGUUACCGCUCUCAAUACCCAUAUUGGCUACGACAAAGCCGCUCAAAUAGCCAAAACUGCUCAUAUAAAUGGAACCACUUUAAAGGAUGAAGCCAUAAAGUCGGGCUUUGUGACUGAGGAGCAAUUUAAGCAGUGGGUUGAUCCAAAAACUAUGCUGGGUCCAAAAUAAUCUAUAUAUUUUUUCAUUAAUUUAUGUUAUAUUAUGUUGUGAAGCCGUUCAAUUUUUAUACAAAAUUUGUUUUGUUCGUUAUUUACAUGUUAAUAGUUUAUUUAAUAUAUUAAAUUAUGGUGUUGG
Molecule: messenger RNA, 1657 nt
Organism: Calliphora vicina (urban bluebottle blowfly)
Lineage: Eukaryota; Metazoa; Arthropoda; Insecta; Diptera; Calliphoridae
Product: fumarate hydratase, mitochondrial-like
Exons: 5
Coding region: 47-1531 (494 amino acids)
Biological process (GO): tricarboxylic acid cycle; malate metabolic process; fumarate metabolic process
Cellular component (GO): mitochondrion; tricarboxylic acid cycle heteromeric enzyme complex
Molecular function (GO): fumarate hydratase activity
Source: RefSeq, a predicted model, not a curated record